Messenger RNA from Menidia menidia (Atlantic silverside), 2454 nucleotides. The record is from the annotation of a GenBank genome assembly. Lineage: Eukaryota; Metazoa; Chordata; Actinopteri; Atheriniformes; Atherinopsidae.
AUGAAGGUGGGGCCCACCAUGAGCCAGCAGGUGGUGCGGGACCAGAUCACCCACUGCACCAUGAAGCUGCGCCAGACCACCGGCAUGAUGGAGUUCUGCCUGGAGGUCCUGAAGGAGAACGACCCCAGCGGGUUCCUGCAGCUGGAGAAGUGCUGCACCCGGAACAACAGCGUGACUCUGGCCUGGAGGGUCACGCUGCCCGUGGGCAGCCCCAUCGAGGGAUACAUCCUGGAGCUGGACGACGGCAACGGGGGACAGUACCGGGUCGAUGCUAAUACAGGAAAUGAUGAAGUCACAUUAGAGUGCUCUCUGACGAGAUACAGAGAUUUUGGUCAGUGUAAACCAAACAGCAUCCGCUGGCUGGAUGAGAGAAGAACUGAGCUGACAGGUAAAGGUGACGGAUAUGAGCUCAGAAGACAGACGAACUGUGUUUCCUAUCUGACUGUGAGCCUUCAGAGGGGAAACAGCAGAACGUUCACCUGCCAGUUUGUAGAGGAAAACAGAGUUCUGGUAGAAGCUCACUACUCACCUGUUCCAGCAGUGACAUUGUCGACCACUUCAGUUCCUACGACCGCACACCCCCCCAAGUUACAACCCCCCCGGGACACCUUCAUUUGGAUCGGAGCAGCCGUCGGGGUGGGGCUAGUUCUGCUCUUCAUCACCAUAGCUGUUCUCAUCAAAUUCAGGAGGAAAGGCGGAGCCACGGAGGAGCACAAAGCCCCAGCAGAUGCUCUAAACUCAGCAGACCAGCAGAUUCCCCCCAAUUCCUCAGAGAAGGCCACUAAUUCCUCACCUGCUGGGGCUUUUUGCUCCUCCGUGGCUCCGCCUUUCCUCCUGAAUUUGGUGAGAACGGCUAUGGUGAUGAGGAGCAGAACCAGCCCCACCCCGACGGCUGCUCCGAUCCCAAUGAAGGUGUCCCGGGGGGGUUGUAACUUCGGGGGUUGUGCGGUCGUAGGAACUGAAGUGGUCGACAAUAUAAUUUCACAACGUGGGUGUCGAGACACUCCUCUUGAGCUCGGCCACAAACAGGAACUGGGCCGCCCUCGGCCUUUCUUUCAGCCACCAGAAACCGGCAGAUUUAAAGACAUCAGGCAGAGCAUGGAUCCUCUGGUGACCCUCCUCAUUUUCAUGCUUCAGAUCAAAGCAGCCCUCACUGAAGAGACUUUCUACAGAAAUGGACAGAGUGUUGCUCUGCGGUGUACAACAGAUCUAUCACAAACAUGCGGAGAUGUUGACUGGCUCUAUAACAGAGAUGGAGGUGUAACACUAGAAGAGGUCAGAAAAGGGAAUAUUGAAGCAGAGUCAGGUCGAGCUGCCAGGCUGAGUGUGAACGCUGACUGCUCUCUGAUCAUCAACAACAUCUCUGCUGAGGACUAUGGACGCUACACCUGUCGACUUAGGGACAGCCUUCACCAUGACAAAAUUAUCAAUCUAAGUAUCUUAACAAUUUCUCCAUCUCCAGCAGACGCUGAUACAGGAAAUGAUGAAGUCACAUUAAAGUGCUCUCUGGAGAGAGACAUGCAUUUGGGUCCCUGUAAUCUUUACAGCUUCCGCUGGCUGGAUGAGAGAAGAACUGAGCUCAGAGGUAAAGGUGUCGGAUAUGAGCUCAGAGGACAGGCGAACUGUAUUUCCUAUCUGACUGUGAGCGUUCAGAGGGGAAACAGCAGAACGUUCACCUGCCAGUUUGUGGAGGAAAACAGAGUUCUGGUAGAAGCUCAAUACUCACCUGUUCCAGCAGGUUCCACAGGGCCGGGUUCCACAGAGCCGGGUCCCACAGAGCCGGGUUCCACAGGGCCGGGUUCCACAGAGCCGGGUUCCACAGAGCCGGGUUCCACAGGGCCGGGUCCCACAGGGCCGGGUCCCACAGGGCCGGGUUCCACAGGGCCGGGUUCCACAGGGCCGGGUUCCACAGAGCGUUCUCCUCUGUGGUACAUCAUGCUGACUCUGCGCAUCUCAGUCCUGAUCCUGAUGGUCUGGAUCACUGCUUUGGCCAUCAGAAUCAGACGUGGGGCAGCUCAGACCCUAAACCCGCCCAGUCGUCCAUCACCAAGCCAACGCCAACAUCUCCAUCUCCGUCUGCUUCCAGGAGGGAAAAAGCAUCCUGAGGGCUCCCGUGUGAGUAAAAACCUCCUGAUCCAGGUCUGUGUCCUGGAGGGACUCCACACAGCUUCCAGCUGCUCUGACCCAGAGCUGGACAGUUCAGAGGUGGACUUCGGCCGUUCCCCCUCCGGACGUUUGGGUGGACAGCAGAACCCAACGGACCUGAAUCUGUUGAGUUUUGAGCAAUUUGUGCGCACAGAUGAAAAGUUGCUGAUAACAGACGAGAGAUCAGGUUUGUACUCCUUCUCUUUGGUGACUUUGGUGAGCAGCUUGGCUUUCUGCCGAGUCAGCGCCUCGAUCAGGGAGUCGCACUGCGCCACCAGGCAGGCCUCGAACUCCACGCCGUUCUCCUGA